Molecule: messenger RNA, 719 nt
Organism: Pisolithus orientalis
Lineage: Eukaryota; Fungi; Basidiomycota; Agaricomycetes; Boletales; Pisolithaceae
Product: Cerato-platanin
Exons: 2
Coding region: 99-533 (144 amino acids)
Source: RefSeq, a predicted model, not a curated record
GGGCUGUGGCCGUCGAUGUAUAAAGCGUUGGCUACGAAAGGUGUGUAGCUCCAAUCACCACCGCACCUAGUGACAACAUCCACACCUCUCUCGCAAAUAUGAAGUUUAUCUCAGUCAUCGUCGCUCUUGCUGCUGUUGCCCUUCCCGCUUUUGCGGAGGGUUCUGUCGAGGUCACCUACAACACCAUCUAUGAUAAUCCCAAUACCCCACUCUCCAUAACCGCCUGCUCAAAUGGGGCUAAUGGUCUUCAGACCAAAGGAUACGACACGCUCGGGGAACUGCCCAGUUUCCCUUAUGUCGGAGGUAUCCCGGGUCUUACCUGGAAUUCCCCGGAUUGCGGUUCUUGUUGGCAGCUCUCAUAUACAGAUGCGAGUGGGACUACCAGGACAAUCACUGUCACUGGUGUCGAUGGCGCGUGGUCCUUCAACCUUUCAUUGGAGGCGAUGAACGCAUUAACUGGCGGGAUCGCUCAGGAGAAGGGGACCGUUACGGCCACUGCGACUCAGGUGUCUGCUAGCCUUUGCGGAAUGUAGUAAUUAACAGAUGUGGGUCUGUUCAGCAGGAUUGUCGCCAUCGUGUAUUCUCGGACAAUUGGAGUGGUAAAUAAUGUUAGGAAUUCAAUGGACUGUUGCUGUGCAGUGGAUUUACUAGGGAGACAAAUAGCACUGGCCUGUUUUGUGUUUAGUUACUUACCGUAAACCUCGCAGUGGUGAAAAGGC